Messenger RNA from Aplysia californica (California sea hare), 3826 nucleotides. Its product is annotated as GPI mannosyltransferase 3. Gene Ontology annotation, cellular component: endoplasmic reticulum membrane. Gene Ontology annotation, biological process: GPI anchor biosynthetic process. Lineage: Eukaryota; Metazoa; Mollusca; Gastropoda; Aplysiida; Aplysiidae. Gene Ontology annotation, molecular function: alpha-1,2-mannosyltransferase activity. The record is from RefSeq and is a predicted model, not a curated record.
AAGCGGCUGUAACAACCAUCAAGGAAGGGAGCGCACAGACUUGCCCAACAGUUUUAUUUUGCUUUAUUUUCACGAAAUCGCGCAGAAAGUGAAAGGUUUCUUGGUGUGUUGACUCUUAGUGCCACUGCUGUUGUCUCAAAAUGACAAAGGAAAGCAAAACAAUGUCUACAAUUAGGCGGAGGAAGGGGAAACAGGUAGCCAUAGCCCUGCAAAAGAUAAGGGAGGAAAAUCCCAAACCUGUUGUUGCAUCUGAAGCAGAAAUAGCUGCUGCUGAGGUUGAGGAUCAUUGCUACAUGUUUGAUGAUAAGGUGCUUGGACCCAUAGUGCUGAGGCGCUUGAUGUCCAACAGUCGUUCCUUGUUUCUUGCAUUGAUCGUAAUCCGCUGCGCGAAUGCACUGCUCAUUCAAACUCAGUUUGUGCCUGAUGAGUACUGGCAGUCGUUAGAAGUUGCUCAUAAGAUGGUGUUUGGGUACGGCUACAUGACCUGGGAAUGGAGAGAGGGGUUGCGCGGAUACUCGUAUCCCCUUGUGUUUGCUACCCUCUACAAGAUUCUCUACUUCCUGGGCAUUGACUCAAGGGUUAUGCUGAUCAAAGCUCCCAGACUAGUACAAGCCGUUAUAGCAGCUUAUGGGGACCUACAUUUGUACAAGUUGUCCAGUCGACUCAGUGGCAGAGCUACUGCCCAGUGGUCACUGCUUUGCCAGCUCCUGUCUUGGUUCACUAUCUACUGCUGCACCCGAACUCUCAGCAACUCCACAGAGACGGCUCUGAUAGUUGGAGCCCUCAGUUACUUCCCUUGGCCAGACAGUGCUUCGAAAAGAAAUGAUGUCUACAAGUUUCUUAUACUGGCUGCGCUGUCAGUGAUCGUUCGCCCUACGGCUGCUCUUAUAUGGAUUCUCUUGUGCUCCUGGCACUUGCAGAGGCUCUAUGGGUCAAUGGCCUUCCAGUCUGUGUUCAACGCUUAUGUUUUUGUGGGUGGACUGUCAUUUGGAGGAUCGGUGGUCGUCGACCGGAUCUGGUAUGGCCACUGGACUGUGGUUCACUUCAACUUCCUGUGGUUCAACGUUGUGCAAGGUGGUGCCAGUAUCUACGGGACUCACCCCUGGCACUGGUACUUCCUGCAGGGCGUUCCUGUCGUGAUGGGCACUCUGGUCAUCCCGUUCUUUCUCGGGGCGUGGAGGGCCAAGAAUAAAGUCUUGCUGUGGAUUAUCUUGUGGAUCCUGGCAACCCACAGUUUCCUCCCUCACAAGGAGUUUCGCUUCAUCCUUCCUGCUGUCCCCCUGGCCAUGCACUACUGUGGUGUGUACUUCCAGCAUCUCUGCAGCAAGCCUCCGCUGAGGAAGUUCAAAACUCCGAAGAGCAUGGAGAGCGAAACUGUGGCAAACACAAGUUCUGACGCGGAAAAAGAAGAUUUCGCAGCGUCAGCUUCUGAGUCACCUCCUUCUGAAAUGGAAGGGAAAGAGAAGCAAAAUUCGGAGACAGACGAUAAAGAAAAGACUGUUACGCUCGAAAAGAAAGAUACAGGAAAGGAAAAUAUUGAGGAAACAAAAUCUGGUGUGAAAGACGCAGGGUUGAAUCUGUCCUCUGAGUCUGCACCAAAAGAAGUCAGCGAUACAGAUGGAACAGGGGAAGUGAAGUCCUCCCCGAAAAGUCUCGAGAAGGAGGAGGGCCCGGGUUCAAAUGAAAGUUUGACAGCAGCAAAAGAAGGGAUUUUGAAGGAAGAAAAUGAGAGGAAGGACAGAGUGGAAACAAUGAGCCCUUCAUCACCUGCACCAAAACAUCAGCAUGCGGUUCCUAACUUGUGAGCCCAACUUGCAAGGGCUCUCUGGCUAUGAAGAGGAAGCAGACAGAUUCUACCAGAGUCCCCAGGACUGGCUGCGGUCGGAGUACGGUCGGGGCAAGCGCUACUGGCCCACACACAUCGUGUACUUCAAUUCUCUUCACAAGCAAAUCAGUAGCCUGCUGACUCAAAGUGGGUACCGGAUGUGUGAGAGCUUUUUCCACACCCACUUCCCUGAAGGAAGAGUGGGCUCUAGCAUUUUUAUCAGCUGUCGGUGGUCGGUGAAGUCAAUGUGAGGACUAGAUGGAGUUUGUGCUGUGUAUGGACCUGUCAAGUUCUCAGAUAAAAUCAAAGCACUCUGAUUUCUUUUUUACCCGUGGAAGAACCUUAAUCGGAUUUAUCAAUAAUCCAUUUUUUUCUUCUUGCAAAUCUGUUUCCAUAGGUUAUGUGCGACUCAUUGUAAAUGGGUGUGAAAAUGCACAUUUUAAAUCUCUUUUGCCAUAUUCGAGAGACUUAUCUUAGUUGAUGUGAAAAUACACAUUUCUAUUUGGAUGUAUCUGCUGUACAUGUUUGUCUCCUAAUAUCAGCUUGUAACGUAAUCUUAAUUUACUAAAAUUCUAUAGAAUCCAAUUUUUUUCCCCCCAAAUUCCCAAUUUUGGGAGAGGAUUUUAAGGAAACACUCCUGAUUUUGGUUGUGAGGUGGUAGGCAGGUCGGUGUGAACAUUUUUAGAAACUUUAAGUCAUGGUUUCCCUAAGACAACAACUGGAAGUGUCAAAUGUAGACUGGUAGGUGUUGUUGAAGGGCGUGGUAUGUAGGAGAACUGUGUUGGUAGUUUCACUAGUGGGAUCUGUGAAAAAAGCUGUGGUAGAAAAAAAGUAUUUGGACUUGUUGCCAUGUAAAGAAUAUUUUAAACAUUUUUUGAUUGAAGUUUGUCCUGGGAUCCUGUUUUGCAACUAAGUCUGUCCAGUCUGUCACAUGUGGGAGGUAGCUAUUAGGAGAAGCUUGCAAUUUGUAUGUAAAGCUAACUUUAAAAUAAUUGAUGGACAAACUUCUGUAGAUUUAUUUUAGUGAGAAGAAUGCCAAAGAGGGAUUAGACAAGGAAGUCUCUUUCUUUUGAAAAUAAUUCAGUAGGCCUACUUGUUUCUUGAACAUUUUGAUCUGAAUUUUCACAUGAUAUCUUUCUAGACAUAGCUACACAUCCUCCAGGGGCUGUUCAAAGGUGUGACUCUUCCUUUCAUGAAAGUCUUGCAAUGAAUAGAGCACAUGGAAUAAAGGGACAUAAUAUGUUUUGCAUCACAACGAAAUAUUCAUUGGCCUUGGGAUUGGAGCAGGAUCAGGUUCUGUGCCUAGAUGGGUAACUGACAACAAGGCUGGACCAACCCACCCAGAUUUUCGAGAAAGAAAAAGUUGGAAAGUUUGCCUUAGGAGUAUUAGGAGGUUGUUCCUAUGCACUUCUCCCACUGUCAGCUCUCUGCGACAGUCUCUGCUCAUCUCAAAUGUGAAUGAGACGAGUUCGCUUUUUCAUUUUACAAUAUGAUAGUUUCCAUGUGAAGGAUUAAGAUGACUUUUAUCUGCUUUGUUACUGUGUGUAAUAUUCCUUGCAUGUAAUAUGAAAUCCCAUCACAGACCUUUUCAUGCUUCAUUGCUUGAGGCCGAAGCAGUAGCUUGGUUGUUAUUGUGUUCUUGUACUUUAAAAUGGGUACAAGAGUACAACAAAAUCCUGAGCUCAUGAAUUUGAGUGUUACUCACACGUCUGUUGUUUAGCAUUUGUGCUAAUGUUUGACGACUGAAUUUUCACAGAGAUAUGUUAUUCAAACAUUCUUUUUUAACUGUCUUACAUAAGCAGAUAUUUUGGGCAAGAACUAAGUGUCAGCACUAAGGUCUACCCACUUUGAUUAUAUUUGAAACUUCGGUUCUCAGCUUUUGUUAUUGAUCACAUAUUUAUAUAACAUAAAUCUGGGCAACUAAUACACCUCCAAAAUUUCUCAAUUAUACCACGUAACUAUCAGAACUGGUGCUAUGAGCUUCUUAACUAAAAAAAAAAA